Molecule: messenger RNA, 1081 nt
Organism: Biomphalaria glabrata
Lineage: Eukaryota; Metazoa; Mollusca; Gastropoda; Planorbidae
Product: dynactin subunit 3-like
Exons: 8
Coding region: 263-847 (194 amino acids)
Biological process (GO): cytoskeleton-dependent cytokinesis
Cellular component (GO): dynactin complex
Source: RefSeq, a predicted model, not a curated record
UGGUGUGUUGUGCUGCUGGCUUGAUUGAGAUGUGUCAAAACAAUUAAUGAUUCAGUGUGUUAAAGUUAAAGCUGUUCUAUACUUUAGAUCUAUUCUAUAGUAUAGGCUAUAUAGAUAAAUAGAUCUAUAUUAUAGUAUAUAUAGUCUAGGUCUAGGGGCUAAUUAUCUAGUGGAAUAUUUCAUACAGACUAUUAAUUUAUUAAUAAUAAAUAGUCAUCAAUUAUAAUAAUAAUCAAUAGUGUUUUUGUGUUAAUUUUAAAACAUGGCUGGAGAAGAGAGUUUACAAGUACUGGAAAAGAGGAUUGCUGAUCUAGAGUUGUUGGUAUUCGGUAAUUCCGAAAAAGAUGCUGAUUAUCCUAAAAAUAAAGCCAAUAAAAUUCAGUGUCUUGAAAGUUUGCUGGAGAUACAAAACAAGAUAACAACUUCACUAUCUGGGAAAAAAAAGGCUGCUGCUCUAUAUGAAAAAUUACCAGAACUAAAAAAAUAUUUGGAUCACGCAUAUGUAGAAGAGCUUCUAUUAACAGAAGAUGCACGGCUUGAGUCACUUCUUGCAGAAUAUGACUUCUUGGAAAAACAGUGUGGGUUGUGGCAAAAGCUGUCGGAAAAUGAAACUAAUAUUAAUAGUGAACACAUUCAAGCUGUCCCCAAACUUGUGGAUAAACUGCAAACCUUAAGUCUGGCACAGAUUUCACAGCAGGAUGAUAUCUCUAAUCUUACUGAGGAGACCCGUAGAUUACUCAACACAUACAAUACAAUUAUAACUCUCUUCUCUAAACAAUUUGUCAUGUGGGAUGAAACAUUGAUACAACUUGAACUUCAAGCUAAGCAGAAAAAGAUGGCCAAUUGAUAACAAAUGAUCUCCCGAUAGUUUUGCUUAAUUAUUAACAUUAUCAUUUUUUGUGUAUUUAUAUUAAUUUUCAUGUGCAAUAUUCCAAAUUUAGUUUUUAAAAAAAAAUUUCUUAAUGACAUUCAUUUCAAUAAUACUAACUCUUGGGAGAGGUGAAAGACUACAACACUAUUUAGUUAAGUCUUCUUUUUAAUAAUGUGAAACAAAAUAAACUUCAAUUGUAUGUUAAAAGCA